Molecule: messenger RNA, 2931 nt
Organism: Nestor notabilis (Kea)
Lineage: Eukaryota; Metazoa; Chordata; Aves; Psittaciformes; Psittacidae
Product: G-protein coupled receptor 98-like
Exons: 12
Biological process (GO): negative regulation of adenylate cyclase activity; cell communication
Cellular component (GO): membrane
Molecular function (GO): G protein-coupled receptor activity
Source: RefSeq, a predicted model, not a curated record
GUUGGCUUUGAAUCUGUGGUUUUACGACUCGUAGACAUUGUAGCAGGGACAGGCCAGGCUAUCAUAACCAGAAAAGGAGUUUAUGGCUCUGUAACAGUUAGCUGGAUUUCAGGAUACCCACCAGACCUAAUCACUGACUUUGCUCAGCCCGGCAAUAUUACUCCUCCAUUUGGUACUGUUGUAUUUUCCUCUGGUGAGCAAAGUAAAGUAAUUUCAUUUCAAGCUACUCCAAGCCUAAACAAACAUGAGUCAUUUGCCAUCACUUUAACAGCAGUGCACACCAAUGUGUCUGGGGGGGCUCGCCUCAGAUCCGGAUAUACUAUAGCUGAAAUUGAGCCAAUGGGGAUAUUCCAGUUUGCUCCUAACUCAAGAUCUGUAUCAGUUGAAGAAGAUGUUCAGACAGUCACACUACAUGUCCAAAGACUGUUUGGUUUUCAAAGUAAUCUCACUAAAUUGAUGUAUCAGACCAUUCCAGGAAGUGCCAAACCACUCGAGGACUUUAUACCCAUCUACAAUGGAGAGCUUAUAAUUUUACGCUUUCAGAUAAGUGCUGUGAUAGAAAUAUCAGUAAUAGAUGAUACCAUCUCUGAAAUGGAUGAGGUUUUUUUUGUAAAUUUGACUGCUGUGGAAAUUUUGGAUGUUCAACCUGUGAAUCCUGCCUGGAGUCCACGUUUGAAUCCAGCUUUCAGUGUUGCAACAAUUAAUAUCCUGGCUAAUGAUAUUCUUCAUGGAAUACUAAGUUUGGGGCCAGAGUUUACUUAUGUGGAAGAAGAUGCAAACAACACUACCCCCAACACAGUGGUACUUCAUAUCAGAAGGACCAAGGGGUUUACUGGUGAUAUUGAAGUAACUGUUAAAACCUUUGGGGGAGUGAGUGCACAGAGUGGAGUAGAUUCAUAUCCUUUUGGAAAUGCUUGGAAAUCAGACUUCACAUGGGCAAUGGAAGGAGAAGAUUUUGAGGAGCAGUCAGUCUCUGUGACUUUGCUGGAUGGAGAAAGAGAAAGCAAUGUGUCCAUUAAAAUUUUUGAUGACAGUGAGCCUGAAGGACAGGAGUUGUUUUAUGUUUUCCUCUCAAAUCCUGAAUGUGGAGCUCAGAUUGUGGAAGGAAAGGAUGAAUAUGGAUUUGCUGCCUUUGCAACAGUUAUUAUUGCAGGAAGUGAUCUUCAGAAUGGCAUUUUGGGAUUCAUUCCAGAAGUACAAAGUGGUCUUGUACUUGAUGAAGACUCGGAAAACAGAGAGGUGCUGCUGAUUGUCACAAGGCAACCAAACAGGGCUUUUGAAGAUGUGAAGAUCUUCUGGCGUGUGACAUUUAAUAAAACAGCUGUCGUCCUUCUGAAGGAUGGCAUGAACUUGGAGAAUGAGCUCGUAUCUGUGCAGGGAGCCACUACCUGCAUGGCAGGUCAAACAACAUGCAACAUCUCCAUUGAAGUAAAACCCGAUAAUGUUUCUGAAUUUGAAGCAUAUUUUUUUGUUGAACUGUAUGCUGUGAGCACAGGAGCCGCAUUGAACAGCAGUGCCAGAUUUGCUUUUAUAAAAGUUCUUGAAAGUGAUGCUCCUCAUGGUUUAGUAUAUUUUGCUGUGGGAUCUCGUUUUGCUGUGGCUUAUAGGAAGACAACUUUAAUCAGUCUGCAAGUGCUCAGAGAUUCUAGUACAUCAGUAACCACAACGGUUAGCUACAGAACGCAGGAGCUACAAAAACCUGAACCUAUUGGUCGGACAUUCGUAUCUCCAGCUGUGGCAGGACAGGAUUUUGCCGGAUCUGAAGGUUUAUUGACUUUUGAACCUGGACAGAGAAAUGCAUUUCUGGAUGUGACACUGACUCCAAAGACAGGAUCUUUAAACCCAUUUCCUAAACGUUUCCAGGUUGUACUUUCUAAUCCCACAGGUGGUGCCAGCAUAGAUGUUGUGUAUGGUAUUGCUAACAUCACCAUUGUCUCAGAUUUGGACUCCUUGCCAGUCUGGGGGCUGAUUGAUCAACUGCAUCAGCCUCUUGAUGACACCAUUUUACACAGAGUCCUCCAGAAUCUGAAUGUCAGAGUGGCUACAGAAACUACAGAAGAGCAGCUUACUGCCGUGAUGCACAUCAUAGAUAAGGUUACAGACAUAGGUGAAAUACAGUUACUCACUGAUAAAAGUAGAAGUCUUUUCUAUGAGAUACUCUGUGCUCUGGCUAGCCCUAAACGAGAGGACACACGAGGAUAUAGCCUGCUUGCUGAGAUGACUGAGAAGUUUGCUUUUUCCCUGUUGACUGGGAUAACAUGUGGAUCACCAGGAGAAAGAGGUAAAAAUAUCCUUGACAGCUGCCCGUACAUUGCAAUAAUGGCUCACAACUGGUUUCCUCAGCAAAUCAAUGGACACAGAUUUGAUGGAAAAGAUGGGGAUUCUAUUCAAGUGCCUGAACAUUUACUAGACGUCUCUGUUUCAUUAUCACCUCCUCAAAGAGAUAACUGUGAAUCUGUGCAGUUCACAGAAUACAGCAGUCAGCAGUGGUUCGUUACUGGAGAUAAAGAACUUGCCCUGAAGAACAAGGUUUUUUCUAUGAGUUUGAAGGGUUGGAGUUCACAGCCUUUAAAAGAUAACAAUGAAGUAAUUUAUCGGAUUUAUGCUACAGGAAGUCGGAUUGUUCCACAGAAGUCUCUAUGUCUCCUCUGGAAUCAAGCUGCUGAAAGCUGGCUGUCUGAUACUGGUUUCUGCAAAGUGAUUGAUGACUCAUCAGACUACGUGGAAUGCUCUUGUUCUCAUAUGUCCAUUUAUGCAGUUUAUGCCCAGACAGAUAACUUGUCUUCUUACAAUGAGGCUUUUUUCUCUUCUGGAUUCAUCUGCAUUUCAGGUUUCACUUUGGCUAUUCUCUCCCACCUUUUCUGCACCAGGUGUGCAAUGUUUGCAGCUAAACUUCUCACUCACAUGAUGGUUGCUUGUUUGGGUACUCAG